CUACUAGAUUUAUGUGAAGAUGUGACUCUGAAAGCCGCCGCGAUCAAGACCGAGUCCUCAGCGUGGGUACUUGAAGAUAAGAAGGUUGUGGUUGUCUCAUUUGAAAAGAUGAACGGAAUGGAAUGGUGGAGGUAUGUGGUCAAAGGUGAACCAGAAAUCAAUACUAAGAAAGUGCAACCAGAAAACUCAAAAUUAUCCGAUCUUGAUGGCGAAACGAGGAGUAUGGUUGAGAAGAUGAUGUAUGACCAACGUCAAAAGGAACUUGGUUUACCAACUAGCGAAGAAAAGAAGAAACAAGAUAUUCUAAAGAAAUUCAUGGAACAACAUCCAGAAAUGGACUUCUCCCAGGCAAAAUUCAGUUAAAG
Cylicostephanus goldi is the source of this 365-nucleotide messenger RNA. The record is from the annotation of a GenBank genome assembly. NCBI's taxonomy places the organism in Eukaryota, Metazoa, Nematoda, Chromadorea, Rhabditida, Strongylidae.